Messenger RNA from Cladophialophora bantiana CBS 173.52, 453 nucleotides. RefSeq lists its product as uncharacterized. NCBI's taxonomy places the organism in Eukaryota, Fungi, Ascomycota, Eurotiomycetes, Chaetothyriales, Herpotrichiellaceae. Bases 1 to 453 code for a protein of 150 amino acids. The record is from RefSeq and is a predicted model, not a curated record. Gene Ontology annotation, molecular function: monooxygenase activity; oxidoreductase activity, acting on paired donors, with incorporation or reduction of molecular oxygen; heme binding. The transcript is spliced from 2 exons.
AUGGCCUGUAUCGAAGAGAUCUUCAGGAUCAACCCUGCCUUCACGUUGACCCUGACACGUAAGGUAACCGCUCAAAGGGAGAUGACCUUCGACGGACAUUUCGUGCCCAGUGGGACAACAAUCUUCAGCUCCAACCACGUCAUGCACCAUGACCCCGCCAUUUGGGGUCCAACACAUGACGUUUACGACCCGAACCGAUUCUUGGGCCCGAAUGCAGAAUUGUGCAAGCGAAACCUGGCACCAUUCAGUAUGGUUCACAGAGUGUGCAUGGGUCGGAAUAUGGCCAUGAUAAAUAUCCUCAAGGUUGUCACCACGGUCUUGAAGUGCUCCAUGCUCGAGAGUACGAAUCCCAAGGAAAAGAUGAGAACCGUCAGUGUUGGCAACUCCGAAAAGGAGGGUCCUCUAGUAGUUCAAGUUCGGAGACAAAAUCUCACCGGUAAACCUGGUGCUUAG